AUGGGCUACCGCAACCACAAGUUCCUCUGCUGCCUGCCCGUCCGCCUCGGGGUGUUCGCCAUGACCACCUUCGGCGUCCUCAUCGGCGGCGCCAUCGCCGUCCUCGGCUGGAUCACCCUCGCGCACGUCCACCAGCGCCCCGCCGCCCUCUCGCCCCAACAGCGCGGCGCGCUCAUCGCCCAAACGGUGCUCUACACCCUCCUCGCCCUCGUCUCCGCGCUCGGCUUCGCCGGCGCCGCCGCGCGCAAGCGCGCCCUCGUCGGCAUCUACGCCCAGGCGCUCUGGAUCCACUGGGGCUUCACCAUCGGCACCGGCGCCUUCUUCCUCUACCACCUCUUCAAGGACGCCACAGGAUCCGGCGCGACGCACCAGACCAAGGCCGCCGUCGUCGCCGUCCUCGUCGUCGUCUGGCUCCUGGAACUCUACGGGUGCAUCAUCGCUUCGAGCUACGUCGCCCAGCUCGACGAGGACGAGGCGGUCCACAUGCCGACGACGAACAUGGUCAGGAGCCCGACCGCCGCCGCGCCCGCGACGUUCAACGGUUACUACGGCUUCUCCAACCCGCAGAACUCGUUUGGCAACAACAACGGCGCUACCGGUAACUGA
This is a messenger RNA of Punctularia strigosozonata HHB-11173 SS5, 606 nucleotides long. RefSeq lists its product as uncharacterized. The transcript has 3 exons. Lineage: Eukaryota; Fungi; Basidiomycota; Agaricomycetes; Corticiales; Punctulariaceae. The record is from RefSeq and is a predicted model, not a curated record. The coding region runs from base 1 to 606 and encodes 201 amino acids.